Messenger RNA from Talaromyces rugulosus, 546 nucleotides. RefSeq lists its product as uncharacterized. The record is from RefSeq and is a predicted model, not a curated record. Lineage: Eukaryota; Fungi; Ascomycota; Eurotiomycetes; Eurotiales; Trichocomaceae. The transcript has 3 exons. The coding region runs from base 1 to 546 and encodes 181 amino acids.
AUGACCAUCCCCUUUGUCCUCUGUGUGCUUAUGUCGACAGUGUUGGCGGCACAAAACACCUUUACUCUCUACGCCUAUGGGACCAAUAUCAGUGGAUCGCAAGUGUUUUACUCUCAAGGCAUCGCCCAAAUCGGGGAUGUGAGAUAUGCAAAUAGCUCCAACGUGUCGAAUGUCUACUUCUACGAAGAAUCUGGAAAAUUUAUAGCCAACCCAAACAUCACAAGCACCACAGCGAGUCUCAAAGCCAGCGAAUCAAAUACAACCUGGACCGAUCUCAGCUUCUAUAUACCCAAAUCCUCCGGUCAGCCGCUGGGCUUCACGACCAACAUUAACUCGGCCGAAGUCACCACUGGCAGCUGGCAUUUCUACGGAGAAUAUGCGUUUAUAGAAAACUCGGCGGGCCAGCUGGAAUCCCAUUUCUUCGCACAGCCUACCGAUGUUGACGGAGUUUACAAUAUCUUGUGGAGCUUGUCUGACCAGGCGCAGCUGGCGUCUCCGGAGAUUAAAUCCAUCUCCAUUCGGACCAUUCCACCGGCGAGUGGCUAG